Messenger RNA from Periophthalmus magnuspinnatus, 3584 nucleotides. RefSeq names its product arf-GAP with Rho-GAP domain, ANK repeat and PH domain-containing protein 1. The coding region runs from base 216 to 3509 and encodes 1097 amino acids. Gene Ontology annotation, biological process: signal transduction. The record is from RefSeq and is a predicted model, not a curated record. The transcript has 26 exons. NCBI's taxonomy places the organism in Eukaryota, Metazoa, Chordata, Actinopteri, Gobiiformes, Gobiidae. Gene Ontology annotation, molecular function: GTPase activator activity.
GUGUUUACUGUCAAUGCAGGAACUAAAGCAUCAGAGCAGGAUUACACCAGGACUAAACCAGGUAUAGACCAGGACUAGCCCGGGUCUAAACCAGGACUAAUCCAGGUCUGCCGCAGGUCUUACCCAGGUCUAAACCAGUACUAAACCAGGACUAAGGGAGGGGCUGCAACUGUUGAUAAGGAGCUCCGAGUCCGAGACAGAGGAACAGCUCAGAGAUGACGUCCUUUCCCGUUUCUACGCCGGUGCCCAAACCCAGAAGCUGUUAUUCCAGGAACAGCUUUAGCUCCGUCCCCUCGGCUGCGGACAGAGAAGAACCAGACUCGAUCCGAACCAGAACUGAGACCUGGUCUGGACACAAGACCGAAAGCAAAGAUUGCGUCCCGUCUCUGGGCGGAGUCAGUGACCUCAUCGCGACUCACAUUCCAUCUCUCUCAGGAUUCGCUCUCUCUAUCAAAGACUCCGCCCCCUCAGCUCCCCGGGCCCCUCCCCCCUCAGCCCAUCCUCCUUCAGCUCCGCCCCCCUCUGCACUGGCCAAUAGCAUCGCGGCGGGCAUCCCGAGCUUAGCGGCUGAGGCCAACACUGUGGCUCACCCGCAGACCGACAUCUUCAGCAGCUUCUCGGACGUCCGCAGUUUAGCCGGACUGGUUAGCAAUGUGACUAAUGCUAACGCUCCUACAGCCACGCCCCCUGCCGAUAAGUCCCUCCCCUCUGCAGACAAGCCCCUCCCCUCUGUAGGGCCGUUCACACCUGGACUCACAGAUGUGAACGCUCUCUCAAAUCUGGUGAAGACAGUGCUGCAGCCAAAAGUCGUGGGGGUCCCAGAGGUCUCGGGUCUGGACGACUCGUCACAGGCCAAAGUGGAGUACCUGACCAUGCUCUCCCACUGGACGAGCCAUGAGGAGGGAGAGUCUGAAUCCUCCAAUGAGGACGAGGAACCUGCAGCUGCGGCCCCGCCUCCAGGACGCCUCACCCCCUCGCACCCGGCCCCGCCUCCUCCCAUUCCUCCCAGCCAAUCAAAGAAGCCCAAAGCUCGAAUCCCCAGAACUGCUACGCUGAGGGUCUCCAGGAAGAAGGGGUCUGGGGGUCCUCCCGCUCAGAGCCCGUCCGUGGCCCGCAGCAGCUGGCUCGACGUGUGGAAGGGCAUCAGACACAACGUGGUGUGGGCCACCUUUGAUGGACAGGUCAUGGCUCUGUGGAAGAAACGCACCGAUCGCUUCAGUGAGGUGAUGUUCCAUGUGUCAAACAUCACAAACAUAAAGCGUCAGGACAAAGGGCGAUUCUCCGUUUACCUCGGGAAGAAACACUACGACUUCAUGGCCCACAACGACGAUGUGCAGGAGGGCUGGGUCUCCUCUCUCCAAUUGGCUCGGGGCUGUCCAAGCCCCGCCCCUCCUACACAUCAUGGGCAAAUCACGUUGAAGGAACCUCGCAGUCGGGCGUACGCCGCGGUGCAGGGCUCAGAGCUCUGGGUGUUUCCAAAUAAGGACAGUUUUGCUGUGGGCGUGGCUUCGUUUGCAGUUCCACUGAACGUGGCGUCAGUGAAAAAGAGCGGGAAACACUCCCUCAGCCUCAUCACGCCAUUCAAGACCUUCAGUGUCUCCAUUGAUUCGUCUAAAGAGCUGACCGUCUGGAUGGACGCUCUCUCCUCCACUAUCAGUAGUUCCAUGGGCAGCAGCCAGGUGGCGUUGCGUCUCUGGGACCAGAAUCCCAGCACUAAACUGUGUGCAGACUGUGGGGCACCAAAUCCUGAGUGGGCGUCGGCCAAUCUGCUGCUUGUGCUGUGCCACACCUGCGCAGGAGUUCACAGGUCUCUGGGACAAAUAUCCAAAAUCAAGAGUCUGACGAUGGACAACAAAGUGUGGACCGAGGCCCUCAUCCAGCUCUUCGUUUCCCUUGGCAACCAAGCAGCGAACCAGAUCUGGGCUCCUGUCGUUCCAGCAACGGAACAACUGAGCCCUCAUUCAUCAGACGAAGAAAGGUCAAAGUUCAUCCAUGACAAAUACGCCAAAGGACGAUACAGACGCCUGCACGCUCUGUCGUCCAGCCAGGACCUAAUGGACCAGAGGCUCAGGGAGGUGGUGUGUGGAGAUGAUGUGGAUGAAACUCUGUCUUUGAUCUGCUCCGGAGCAAAGGUGACCCAAACCGACCUGCUCAGUCCCAGCCCCAUUCACCUGGCGCAGAGGGCGGGGCAAGCUCUGCAGGUGGAGCUGCUGCGACUCAACGAGUUCACAGACGUCCCACCUCCACAUCCACUGAAGGCCAAUGACAGCGCAGUCUCUGCCACGUCAGGUGAGGAGGAGGAGGAGCUUCACGCGAAAGUGGAGGACGACCGCUUCCUCUUUUCAAUGGAGAACGAUUCUGCGGCGUGUGACGUUUUGGACCUGAGAGAAGUGCACUCCAUGUUUUUCCAGAGCGGGGACAGACCCCAGUUCCACAUCCACACCUUGAACGGGCCUCUGGUCUGUGGGUCCGACUCCUUACAAGACCUGCUCACACACUACUACCAAAUACUCAAGGUGAUCCUGCCCUCAGGUGUGUCUGAUGCAGAGGUGGGCGGGGCCUUAGCCGUGAGUAAAGUAUGUGUGGUGGAGAUGGGCGUUCACAGCAGCCAAUCAGACGCCUGGAUCCUGCUGUGGGUGGGCGGAGUCAGUCUUUACCAAAAACAGAGCUGCCUCCAACUGCAUCCAAUCACACGCCACGAAAUGGAUCCGUCAGAAAACACUGUGACCCUGGACACCAGAGACAGGAGUAUGUCCUUCCGAUUUGAGGACAGUUUGAGCUGCUCUUCCUGGUUCAGUCACUUGUGCUCCGCCCUCAACGCGCAACAAGCCAAUCAGAGUCCGGCACUUAAACCAGGAACCAAUCCAAGCUCAGCCCCAUAUCCAGCAACCAAUAAGAAUGCAGGAACAUAUCCACAAGCCAAUCAGAGGGGAGGGCUGUACCCGGUGAAGUCAGUGAAGGGAAGAGUUCCUGCGUCAAUAGAACGCUGCAUUUCUCAUGUCACAAGCCACGGCCUGAAGGUGGAGGGCGUGUACCGUCGCUGUGGUCUGACAAACAAAGUGAACCGUUUGGUGGAGGCCCUGAUGAGGUCACCAGACUCCGCCCCUCUUGAGAGCGAUGAACAGGGAGUCCUGGACGCGGCCGCCACCCUCAAACGCCUCGUGCGACAAAUGAACGGGCUGAUCCCUGAACACAACAUGCCCCAGUGGAUCAAAGCUGCAGUGAUCUCAGACGAACGCUCCAGAUUCGCCGCCUACAAAGGUUUACUACGAGAUCUGCCCGACGACAGCAGAGCCACCCUCAACGCGCUGUUUGCACACUUUUACAUGAUCCAGGUGUUCUCGCAGGUAAACCUGAUGUCCGCUCAUAACUUGGCCUUAGUCCUGAUCCCGACGCUGUUCCAAAGUCUGAACCAGGAUUUAGUCCGACUGCUGCGAGAGUUCAUCAUCCACCACACGCUGCUCUUCCUGAGUGGGGAGGACAGUGAGGAAGUGAUCACUUUUUUCUGAGGACGUCAGUUUUUUUAUUCAUAAUUCAUGUUUUGGUGCAGGAUUUUGGUACAAAAUAAAAACCUUUGUAAAUGA